AUACGACGUCCAUGCGAGCCCGGCGAGAGCCGACACGACGUCGCCUGCGUCGCCAUCGUCACGUUUCGACUAGCCUCGGACCGGACCCUCGGAAGCUCGCGAUCCGCCUCGAUCUCCGCCGCCGUGUGAUCUCCGGUCGCAAGAUUGCGGCAUGUGACGUGCCAUCGGCGUCCUGCAGCGAUUGUUGACGUUACCAGUUUCGCCUGAUCGCGGUCGCCCGGACGAAUUCGACGAGCGAACGAGCAGAGGGGCCCCUCUCUUCGAGUCGAGGAGAUUCGAAGCAAGCCAUGGAAUCUGAAUCCAGGCGCAAGGGCCCGAGGAGCCCGAGCGCCGAUUCGGACGACUCCUCGCACGCCAGAAGAAGAAGGAAGUACGAUCGGUCGCCGUCUCCGAGACGAAACCGUUACCGCAGGUCUCGCUCCAGGGACAGAAGAUCCCGUUCGAGUUCCAGAGACAGACGACGGAAGGACUCCAGAUCGCAAGACUGGAAGCCACAAGCUCCGCCGUCCCAAACCCAAAGUUCUGUGCCCAAUCCAAACAAUUCUACCGGCUAUGUUUCGGCGGUGCAUAAUCAAUAUCAGGCACCGCCACCGAACACGAGUCAGCCGCCGCCACCCAUCUCUGCCUACAACCAGGGAUAUAACAAUUAUGGUUACAACUACGGGCCGGGCUAUGACUACAGUUAUCAACAACCUGCCGGCUAUCGAAGUGAUUACCCACCACCCAACUGGCAAGGAAGUCAAGUGUCAUAUAACAACCAGCAAGCACCGCCGCCUCCUUCGUUGACACCGCAACAAGAAACGUCGAGGCCGAUUGACAGCGGUUCUUCUGGCUUAGUGACAUCCUUAACGAGACCCGAAGAUGUCAAAAAAGAAGCAAUCGCAGCUGAGGUGAAACAGCAGAAAGCGACACUCGGCAAACAACGAGAGGAAUAUGUUAAGAAAUCUGCCACGUUGCAACGCGAACUGGAAAUUCUGCGUCAGCAAUGUGACGAGAUAGGCAAGGACGGUGGCCGUGAAAAUAAUCGAAUUUUAAAGGAAAAUCAAAAAUUGCAGAUUGAAAUACAAAAUAAAAUGAAGUCUAUUCACAACGUCAUCGAUAUGCUCACUGGUAUAAUUGGUGACAAGGCUACCGUGGAUGAUCUGAAGAGCAAGUUUAAGCUAGAUAUAAACAAACAUUCGAGAAGUCCUAAGGAAGACUUCCCGAAAGGGAAGUCUCCUUCGCCCGACAGAUCGUCCGCCUCCGAUUCGGAUAAGGAAUCCAAAGCAGAAAGAGAUAUUAGGGAGAGAAAGUCAUCGGAGGAUAAGCCAAUGUACAAUUUCGUUCACUACGACCCUGAAAUGCAUUGGUGUAAAGUCUGCGAUAUCUUUCCUAAAACAGCAAAGGAAUAUUUAAAUCAUCUACAUAGCAAUGAACACAGAGAGGCUUGUUUAGAACGCAAGAUUGUUGACAUGCCAUGGCAUGAGCGAAAUGGCGAAGGAACAGAAAAAGAAGUACCCUAUUAUCAUGGACUACCGACGAAAAGAACGCCUAUUAAAGGGCUGCAGUUCUUCAGCGCAGCAACGGCCUGGUAUUGCAAACUUUGCGAUUCCUGGAUAGGAGAUCUUCACUGUGCUAGUCUGCAUCUGAAGUCUAAACGUCAUUCCGAGAAUUUUUCCCGCUUUGUGGAGCAAAAUCCGCAUUGGGAAACCGACUGGAUGGCCGACAGAGAAAAGGCGUUCUCCGAGGAGAAACACAAGCAGAUACAGUUGGAAUUGCAGAAACAGAAGGAUGACGAUCCCCCGACAAAAUCGAAGAAGUCGAAGAAAAAUAAGAAAAAAUCGAAGAAAGCCAAGAAACGCAGAAAUAGAAGCAGCGCUAGUGAUUCGUCGAGUGAGUCGGAUAAUACCGAUACAGAAUCCGAUCAGGAUACCACCAAGAGCAUACGUGUGGCAAUGCGAAACAAGAUGAAAGCGUCCACGCAGGCAAUUCUGAACGAGGAGAUAGAUUAUCAGCGUAUAAAAUUGAAAGGACAUAAUUGGUCGAAGGCACCGCCGCAGAUGAACCAAUCGCCGCUGCCCGAGCAACAUCCGUCGGAGACGGAUGACAGACAACUUCUGAAUUCGAUCAGGGACAAAUUGAAAGCCAAACAGGAGGAGGAGAUGAAAAGUCGCAAGAUGGGUCAAGAAAAGGAUGAGGAGGAAAAGGACUUGCAGCAAGACACUUAUUCAAAGAAAUCAGAGGACUUGGAGGCUUGGGGCCCGAAAGAGCCGCCCAAGCCUUUCUGGAUAAAGAAGGAGGAGGAGAAGCAAUCGCAACCGAUCGUGACAAACAAACCGAUCGAGUUGCCGAAACCAGAAGAGAUGCCGAAGCCGCACAUGGGAUUCUGGACUAAACAGCAAGUGAACAUGACGGUGAAGCCGCCCGAAAGUAAAUCAGUGGAGAAAGAGGAGGAAAGGGACCGAGAUAGAGAUCGUUACAAGGAUGAUCGUGAUCGCAAGUAUAGCAGAUACGAGAGGAGAAGUCGGCGCGACAGGGAUCGGGAUAGGGAUAGAGACAGAGAUAGAGAUAGGGACAGGGAUAGGGACCGUGAUUACUAUGACGAUCGUCGAAAGAGAGACAGGGACAGAGACAGUAACGAUUCUCCGAGACGUGAUAGAAAUUGGCGUGACAGCAGUCCCAAGAGAGGCUAUGACAAGUACAGUAAAGGGCGGGGAGAUAACGACAAUUCGUCGAACGACGAAUCCAAAUUUGACAAGAAGUCAAGCGAGUCGAAGUCGAAGAAAGGUCUUGCCGCCCCGAGCAAGAAAUCCGCGCCGCAAGUGGCGGCCAAGGGCAAGUUACCGUUCAUCGGAAGAUUACCUCUGUUCAAGAAGAAGGCCGAAGAGCCGAAGUUACCAGAAAAGGAUAUCGCUCCGCUACCCUAUCAACAAAGCAAGUUUGAGGACACGCCGAAGGUACCCAAUGAAAUCAUCAAUCCACCCGGUGUUGUUCACAUCACCAAACUAGCUACCCCAUUGAAUUUGAAUAAUAGCAGCACUGCAACUACUCCGCUUGCAAGCAAAUCCACCAAUCAGCCUAUGAAGAUUCUAGUGGCACCUCCGCCGCCCGUGCUGAACGAGAGCAAACCGACCCCGCAGGUGGUCGACAUGGAGAUAGACGAUCAGUCCGAGGAAACGGUUAUAGAGGAACAGCCGAUAGUGCAGCCACAAAAGCAGCAGCAGCAGCAGCAGCAAACUUCGAAACUGCCGUUACUCCCGCAUCCACCACCACCACUGAAUAGACCACCACCCAGUUUUACUCCGAGCCAGCAACAGCAAUCGGCAGUGCAGACUAGACCGCCACCUGUGCAAAGUGCACUACCGGCGCCGCCCUUCACGCCAAAUCGACCACCUCCGCCGUUCAUUUCGAAUCCACCGCCGUUCGUACAGGCACCACCGAGAUUCCCACCUCGUCAACCUGUCCCGCCAACUACCUUCAUGGCGCAGCCGCCACCGAUGCCCAACUCGAGCUUCGCGCAAAAUCAUCAGAAUCCGCCGCCGCCGCCGAUACCGACAGCAGCGGACUCGGGCGCUGUAGCGCCACCGCAAUCCGACGUGACCGACAUACCGGAACCGUCGGAGAAGCGUCCGGCGGACCCGAGUAUUCCGCUGCCGGAUGAUCUCCAGGAGGCUCUCAACAUAAUCUUUCCUAAGGAGGAGACAGCUGAGACCAAGCAGCAACAGCAGCAGCAAAGCCAAGAGUCUAACAUCAUGUACUCUUCGAUGUACAGUAUGUUGGGUUGCGUAGGAUACGGUCCUGAAUACAUGGAUCAACCGCCACCCGAGAUCAUGCAAGAGGCGGAAGCGGACACACAACCCGGACCCGAUGAUCUUCGUAUGUUAGGCAUCGAUGAGGGAGAUACAAUCUUGUAAAUCACGCUCGCGAUUUACAGGUUUAUAUCGAUUGGUAUCGGUGUUCCUCGUUACUGAGUAGCAGAAUACAGGAAAAAUUUUUACGCCGCGAUAACAAAGAUUGGAUCCAUUCACAUUGUUACUGAUUCAUUCAUUUAUUUCGAUGUCUAGAUAGGUAUUAUUUUAUCAGUGACUAUCUCUCACAUGUUUUGAAAUCGAUUAUUAUGGUGAAGAAAAGAAGGAAAACUGAAGCAAUUACGAUAAAUAUGAAAUGUGAAUAUAAAGCCAGCGCCAUGCGAAUCGCGCGUAAGACUGGCACCAGCUUAAGCGAUGUGUACGAUCUGUAAAGAUUACUUAACGGUUUACAGUAGAAUCUACAAAUUGUCCGCUAGAUUAUAAUGUUUGUUAAUAUCGUAAUUGUCUUCUUCGUUCGACAAUAUAUUUUUGUCAAUUUUGUUUUGGGAUUCAUGUUAUAUUAUUGCACAAUCGAUAUCACGUUCCAAUAUCAGCAACAGCAACGACGAAUUAAUGUAUAUGAUAAGUUUUCUUCAUCUAUCUCUUUACAAAAGUUACAAAAAGCAUUUGUUGAAAAAUCGAUAAAUCUGAAUGAUUAUGAAAUGUUAUGUCAAUGCAUAAUUAAAAAGAUAAGACGAGAUAGGUGUGUAAUAUCAAUAAAAAAAAAACGCAAUCUCAUUGUGUAUCAACAUUGAUAUUGUAUAUCUUCGAUAUUGCAAAUCCGCAACUUUCAAGCUUACGUUGUAUAUGUACAAUACACUUUCAAAUGUAGAAGAAAUGUUCGCGUCAAUUUAUAUGUAAAGAUAACAGACUUGAACGUUGGAAUGUAAGAUCGUAACGUUUGAGACAUUUACAUUGCGAUAUUUCCCGAGAUUAAAUAAUUCUUUCUCUUUUUUUAAA
Messenger RNA from Wasmannia auropunctata (little fire ant), 4787 nucleotides. RefSeq names its product zinc finger matrin-type protein CG9776. Gene Ontology annotation, molecular function: nucleic acid binding; zinc ion binding. Gene Ontology annotation, biological process: negative regulation of DNA-templated transcription; positive regulation of DNA-templated transcription. Bases 288 to 3893 code for a protein of 1201 amino acids. Gene Ontology annotation, cellular component: nucleoplasm. Lineage: Eukaryota; Metazoa; Arthropoda; Insecta; Hymenoptera; Formicidae. The record is from RefSeq and is a predicted model, not a curated record. The transcript is spliced from 9 exons.